Thamnophis elegans (Western terrestrial garter snake) is the source of this 3561-nucleotide messenger RNA. It is a transcript of the gene MYT1, whose product is annotated as myelin transcription factor 1. The coding region runs from base 1 to 3561 and encodes 1186 amino acids. Gene Ontology annotation, cellular component: nucleus. The transcript has 23 exons. The record is from RefSeq and is a predicted model, not a curated record. Lineage: Eukaryota; Metazoa; Chordata; Lepidosauria; Squamata; Natricidae. Gene Ontology annotation, molecular function: zinc ion binding; RNA polymerase II cis-regulatory region sequence-specific DNA binding; DNA-binding transcription factor activity, RNA polymerase II-specific. Gene Ontology annotation, biological process: regulation of transcription by RNA polymerase II.
AUGGCAAACCUACAGGUGGCACAUAGCGCCCUCUCUGCUGGCACCCGGGCCAUUGCACCAGAAAAUGAGUUCCGAGGCAAACUGCUGAGUCAGAGGUGGACCCGUGGGGAGAAAAUCAACAGUUGUGAGUCAGCCCCAAACCUCCACAAGAGACACAUCAAGAUGAGUUUAGAGAAUGAUGACAAACGAGCACGAACACGGUCGAAGGCAAUUAGAGUACCAGCAGAACUCAUUGGGCAGGAGUUGAGCUGUCCCACUCCAGGAUGCAAUGGAUCAGGGCACAUUCGAGGAAAGUACGCAAGGCACAGGAGUUUACAAAGCUGCCCUCUGGCGAAGAAGAGGAAACUUCAGCACGUAGAAGAGGAACACCUGGUGCCCAAGCGGAAAUCGCAUCCCUUGAAGCUCAGUCUUGACGAGGGCUACAAUGUGGACAGUGACGGGAGCGAAGAGGCCGAAGCCAAGCAGGACUCUGUGACGGAUGAUUCAGAAGGCACCCUGGAAGAGGAAGAGGAGGGAGAAGCUCUGGCGCAAAAGGAGGCCUCCAGCAGCCCUCCCUCGGAAGAAGGCCAAAGAACGGAAGGAACUCUCGUCUCUAAACGGCCGGUGUCGGAAAGCGAAGGCGAGGUCUCCAGCAGUGGGGGAAACACCAUGCCCUUGCUCUGUGAAGGAGCAACAGAAGAAGAAGAGGAGGAAGAAGAAGAGGAAGAGGAGGAAGAGGAAGAAGAGGAAGAGGAAGAAGCCGUUGAGGAGGAAUGCGAAAAGGAGAUCAUCAUCCACACAGAAGAUGCCGAAGAAGUGAUUGAGGUCACCAGCGAGAGGAGCAGUGAUUUGUGCCUGGAACAUCGGGAAGAUGAGGCGAGCGGUGAGGACUCGUGCAAACUCCAAAAAGAGGAGGAGGAGGAGGAAGAAGAGGAGGAGGAGGAAGAAGAAGAAGACCAUGAAGAAGAAGAAGAGGAGGAGGAAGAGGAGGAGGAGGAAGAAGAAGAAGAAUACGAAGAGGAGGAGGAAGAGGAAGAGGAAGUGAUGGCUGAUGUCAUCUGUCAAGAAGCUCCUCACACUUCUCAGGACAGCCCCCAAAAUCACUGUGAAAGACAGACGGUCAACCCCAAGCCGGAAUAUUCUGUCAUUGUGGAGGUGAGGUCGGACGAUGAAAAGGAUGACGACACCCACUCUCAGAAGUCCACCGUGACCGACGAAUCCGAGAUGUAUGACAUGAUGACGCGGGGGAAUCUGGGCCUGUUGGAGCAGGCCAUCGCCCUGAAAGCGGAACAGGUCACAGUGGUGAGGGAUCUCGGCCAGCCGGUGGCGGGAGAGCACGCAAAACAUUUCCAAGCAGAGGAGAAGCAGAACAAGACCUUGGACACCAUCAGGAAGAACUAUUACAGCAAAGAUUCUUCAAGACCCGAGAAGCGUGAAAUCAAAUGUCCCACGCCAGGCUGCGAUGGCACCGGUCACGUCACAGGGCUCUACCCUCACCAUCGCAGCUUGUCUGGUUGCCCUCACAAAGACAGGAUUCCCCCGGAGAUUCUGGCCAUGCACGAGAAUGUAUUAAAAUGCCCGACACCUGGAUGCACCGGACAGGGCCAUGUAAAUAGCAACCGCAAUACUCACCGAAGCUUAUCAGGCUGUCCCAUUGCAGCUGCUGAAAAAUUAGCCAAAACUCACGAGAAACAACAGCCUUCAUCCGGCGACCCUUCGAAAAAUCACCCCAAUUCAGAUCGGAUCCUCAGGCCUAUGUGUUUUGUGAAGCAACUCGAGGUGCCUCAGUAUGGAAGCUACAGGCCCAACAUGGUUCCUUCCACGCCAAGGGCCAACUUGGCCAAGGAGCUGGAGAAGUACUCCAAAGUCACCUUCGAUUAUGCAAGUUUCGACGCUCAGGUUUUUGGCAAACGCAUGCUUGCCCCAAAGAUUCAGUCUAGCGAAACCUCACCUAAAGCCUUUAAAUGCAAACCUUUCCCAAAGGUUUCCACUUCCCCCAGCCACAGCCCUUCCAGCAGCUACGUGAAGAACGCUUCGUCUUCGUCCACGGGCUUCGACUACUCCCACGACGCCGAAGCCGCCCACAUGGCCGCCACGGCUAUUUUGAACCUCUCCACCCGCUGUUGGGAAAUGCCUGAAAACCUCAGCACCAAGCAGCAAGACCUCUCCAGCAAGUCCAUGGACAUCGAAGUGGAUGAAAACGGGACUCUGGACUUAAGCAUGAACAAGCACCGCAAACGUGAAAGCGCCUUCCCCAGCAGCAGCAGCUGCAGCAGUAGCCCCAGCAUCAAAUACCCCGACGUGUCCCAACGCCAAAACUGCACCAGUGCCACGAGCAGCACCAUGACCUCACCCCAGUCCAGCCACACCUCUCGCCAGGAUGAGUGGGACGGGCCCAUCGACUACACCAAACCAAAUCGGCAACGAGAAGAGGAACUGGAGGAGUCGGAGCCCGCCGGAUGUUCCUUCGCCUCCUCGGAAGUCGACGAACAAGAAGUCCCAGAAGAAAACUUUGAAGAAAGAAAAUAUCCCGGGGAAAUCACCUUAACCAACUUCAAGCUGAAGUUCCUUUCCAAGGAAAUCAAGAAAGAGUUACUCACUUGCCCUACCCCAGGCUGUGAUGGCAGUGGACACAUCACGGGAAAUUAUGCUUCUCACCGCAGCCUUUCUGGUUGUCCUCUUGCUGACAAGAGUCUCAGAAACCUCAUGGCUGCCCACUCUGCUGACCUCAAGUGCCCAACUCCCGGCUGUGAUGGGUCCGGUCACAUAACAGGAAAUUACGCAUCACAUAGGAGUUUAUCAGGUUGCCCUCGUGCCAAGAAAAGUGGAAUGAAAAUGCCACCCACGAAGGAUGACAAGGAGGAUCCUGAACUGAUGAAGUGCCCUGUUCCUGGCUGUGUUGGACUCGGACACAUCAGUGGCAAAUACGCCUCCCAUCGCAGUGCCUCAGGUUGUCCCCUUGCAGCCCGGCGGCAGAAGGAAGGGUCUCUCAACGGCUCCACCUUUUCAUGGAAGUCGCUCAAGAACGAGGGACCGACCUGCCCGACUCCGGGCUGUGAUGGUUCAGGUCACGCCAACGGAAGCUUCCUCACUCACAGAAGCUUAUCGGGCUGUCCAAGAGCUACUUUUGCUGGAAAGAAAGGGAAAAUCUCAGGGGAUGAUAUUCUCAACACUAAAUUCAAGACCAGCGAUGUUCUAGAGAACGACGAAGAAAUCAAACAGUUAAACAAAGAAAUCAGUGAGCUGAAUGAAUCCAACACUGAGAUGGAGGCAGCAAUGGUGAAGCUGCAGUCGCAGAUCUCCAGCAUGGAGAAGAACCUCAAAAACAUCGAAGAGGAGAACAAGAUGAUAGAGGAGCAGAAUGAAGCCCUCUUCCUUGAGCUCUCAGGGCUGAGCCAGACCCUUAUCCAAAGUCUUGCCAAUAUCCGCCUUCCACACAUGGAGCCAAUCAGUGAGCAGAACUUCGAUGCCUACGUGAACACUCUUACUGACAUGUAUACCAAUCAAGAAUGCUACCAGAAUCCUGAAAACAAGGAUCUCCUGGAAAGCAUCAAACAGGCCAUUAAAGGAAUUCAGGUCUAA